CGGGGCAGGGUGUCCCGACGCCGGCUGUCCCCGCGGCAGGGGCCGGCUUUCCCCGGCGCGGGGGCGGUGCGGCGCCAGCAGAGCAGGCUGUCCCCGCGGGCGGUACGGGGCGGGCCGUCCCUGCGUCCCGCCCCCGGCGGGGCGGCGGCGGCUACGUGCGCGGGGCGGUGCGGCGCGGCUGGCAGUGCCGGCGCGGAGCCGCGGGGAGCCCCGAUCCCACCGCGGCGGUGGUGGCGGCGGCGGCGACGCGCAGCGCGGCCGCGCCCAUGGCGAGCAGCAGCGGCGGCGGCAGGUAGGGCGGGGCGGGGCGGGAGGCCCGCUCCCCCGGCCAUGGCGCAGACGGAGCCCCCGAAGGCGGUGCGGCUGUGGCGCGACGCCGCCCUGCGCGCACGGAAGCUGCGGGGCGGCCCCGGCGAGUCCGACCCCGAGCCGGAGCCGGACGCAGGGCCGCCGGGGGGGCCGCCGCCGCCGCCCCCCGCCGCAGCCGCCGCGCCUAGCCGCCCGUCCCCGGCGGCGGCCCUGGGGGAGCUGGAGUCGCUGAACCUGAGCGGGCGGGGGCUGGAGGAGCUGCCCGAGGAGGUGGGCGCCGCCCUGAGCGGGCUGCGGGUGCUCAGCCUGCGGCGCAACCGGCUGGGCCGCCUGCCCGCCGCCGCCCUGCGCCACCUGGGUCGCCUGGCCGAGCUCGACCUCAGUCACAACCGGCUGCGGGGCCUGGGGGACGGCGGGGCGCUGGCGGGGCUGCGGGGCCUGCGCAAGCUCAGCCUCAGCCACAACGAGCUGGGCGCCGAGGGCCCGGGCCUGCCCCCCCGCCUCGCCGAGCUGGGCCGCCUUGAGGAGCUCGACCUCAGCUUCAACCGCCUGCGCCGCCUGCCCGAGGGCCUGGGCCGCCUGCGGCACCUCCGCGCCCUCGACGUUGACCACAACCUGCUGCCCUCCUUCCCCACCCCGCUGCUGGAACUGGCCGCCUUGGAGGAGCUCGACUGUUCCGGCAACCGUCACCUCGGGGCCCUGCCCGAGGGCAUCGCCGCCCUCCGCCGCCUCAAGAUCCUCUGGCUGAGUGGCACCGGGCUGGCGGCUCUGCCCGAGGGCCUCUGCCAACUGAGCGCCCUCGAGAGCCUCAUGCUGGACAGCAACCGGCUGCAGGCCCUGCCCUCUGGCUUUGGCAGCCUGCAGCGGCUCAAGAUGCUGAACCUCUCCUCCAAUCUGCUGGGGGAGUUCCCCGCUGCCAUCUUGGCGCUGCCCAGUCUGGAGGAGCUCUACCUGAGCCGCAACCAGCUCACCCUGCUGCCCCCUCACCUCUGCCAGCUCCGCCAGCUCCGCACCCUCUGGCUGGACAACAACCGCAUCCGCUACCUGCCUGACUCCAUCGUGCUUCUCCACAGCCUGGAGGAACUGGUCCUGCAAGGCAACCAGAUUGCCAUCCUGCCCGAGGGCUUUGGGCAGCUUUCCCGUGUCACCCUGUGGAAGAUCAAAGACAACCCCCUCAUCCAGCCCCCCUACGAGGUGUGCAUGAAAGGCAUCCCCUACAUUGCAGCCUACCAACAGGAGCUGGCCCACUCCCAGCCUGCCCUCAAACCCCGCCUCAAGCUGGUCCUCAUGGGCCUAAAGGAUGCGGGAAAGACCCUGCUGAGACGAUGCCUCAUGGAGGAGGAUGGGCAGAGGGAGGAUGUGGGAAGCCUGGAAGCAGGAAGCACCCAGCCCAGAGGAUGUUCUGGGCAGCAGCAGGACAUCGGGAGAGUGCCAGUUGUGUGUUGCCCCUUCCCGGAGCCUCAGGAUGCUUCCUCAGCACGAGUACCUGCUGUGCAGCAGCUGGAACAUCUCCCUGUUGAGCGGCAGGACAUCCCUUCUCAUGUGCCCUCUCACCGAGUGAAAGGGGAAACACCACGCCCUGCAUCGUCACUGCCACCGAAUGCCCCCCAAGUACCAUCAGGACUGGGACUGUCAGGAGGCAGCAAGGGCAUUGAGGUGAUGGACUGGACAGCGGAUGCAGAGAGGGGCCUGACAUUCAUCGUGUACGAGCUGGCAGGGGACCCGAGCUAUGAUGUGAUCCAGUCUUUCUUUCUGUCUCCCGGAGCCCUGUACGUGCUGGUGGUGAAUUUGAGUGCCUACGUCCCUCAGCACUUCUACCCCUCUGUGGGCUAUUUCUUGCACUGGCUCGGUUCCAAGGUGCCCCAUGCCGUGGUGUGCAUGGUGGGAACCCAUGCUGACCUCUGUGCGGAGCGGGAGUUAGAAGAGAAGUGCCUGGACAUCCAUCACCAGAUCGCUCAGCAGGAGAAGAGGGAUGCUGAGGGACUCCAGAGCUUGGUCCAGCAGGUAGAUGAGGCUCUGGGACAGGAUUUUGACCUGCGCUGCUCCAGCCCGCAUGCUGCCUUUUAUGGGGUCUCGGACAAGAACUUGAGGCGAAAGAAAGCCCAGUUUCAGUACCUUCUCAACCACCGCCCACAGAUCCUCUCUCCAGUGCUGCCUUUCAGCUGCCGGGACCGUUGCCAGGUGCGUCGCCUGCGGGACAAGCUCCUCUCGGUGGCCGAGCACCGGGAUAUUUUCCCGAACCUGCACCGGGUAUUGCCCAAAUCCUGGCAAGUGCUGGAGGAGCUGCACUUCCAGCCACAAGCUCAGCAGUUGUGGCUUAGCUGGUGGGACUCUGCUCGGUUGGGCUUGCAGGCAGGGCUGACAGAAGAUCGGCUCCAGAGUGCCCUGUCCUACCUGCACGAGAGUGGGAAGCUGCUCUAUUUCGAGGAGCAUCUCACCUUGCGGGAGUACGUGUUUCACAACCUGCCACGGCUCAUUGACAUCCUCAACGUCUUCUGCCAGCGGGAUGCCACCGUGCUGCUCCAGAAACUGCUCAGCGACACCCACAUUGACGAACUGAGAGCCACUCAGCUCCAUCAUUACGUGGAGGGCUUCCUGCUGCAUGGCCUCCUCCCUGCCCACGUUAUCCGUCUCCUCCUUAAGCCCCACAUCCAGAGCCGGGAGGAUCUGCAGCUCAUCCUGGAGUUGCUGGAGAAGAUGGGGCUCUGUUACUGUGUCAACAAACCCAAAUGCAAGCCCCUAAAUGGGGCAGCCGCUUGGUACAAGUUUCCUUGCUACGUGAAAAAUGAGGUGCCCCAUGCAGAGGCGUGGAUCAACGGCGCCAAUCUGAGUGGACAGUCCUUCGUGGUCGAGCAGCUGCAGAUUGAAUAUAGCUUUCCAUUCAUUUUCCCACCCGGCUUGUUUGCACGCUACAGCGUCCAGAUUAACAGCCACGUGGUUCAGCGGUCAGAUGGCAAAUACCAGAUCUAUGCCUACCGGGGAAAGGUGCCCGUGGUGGUGAGUUACCGGCCUGCCAGGGGAGCUCUGCAGCCAGAUACUCUGUCUAUCGCUAGUCAUGCAUCCCUACCAAAUAUCUGGACAGCUUGGCAAGCUAUUACCCCUUUAGUGGAAGAACUGAAUGUCCUGCUCCAGGAAUGGCCGGGCCUGUACUACACUGUGCACGUCCUCUGUUCAAAGUGCCUUAAAAGAGGGUCACCCAACCCACACACUUUUCCAGGAGAACUGCUGAGUCAGCCGAGACCCGAGGGACUGACGGAGAUCAUCUGUCCCAAGAACGGCAGCGAGCGAGUUAAUGUUGCCUUGGUUUACCCCCCCACUCCUACUGUGAUCAGCCCUUGUUCCAAAUAAAUCGUCAGUGCUGGUGCCAAAGGUUUUUCACCAGGCAGAACAUGGCUGAUGCUCUGCAGUGCUCCCAUCUGUCCAGUUGUGGAGUUGCAUGCUGACGGGGAUCGAUGGGACUUUGGACUCUGAAACGCUGUGGGGCAAGGGCAGCUCCCAGGUGGGGGCCUUGUGGCUGGAGCGGAUGCAGUCACCUGGAGGUCGGGGACAACAACGAGGCAUGAAGCAAAAUGAUUGCUGCAGAUGGCAGGGCCGCUGGCCAGAGGGGAAGCACUGGGGAUAGGUUUCUGUGGACCCAUUGAUCGUGUGUUGAAAACCCAUUUGGAUCUCAUGAUGAAUGUAAAAAUGUUCUUGGUACCAUUUAAUUCAGACCUGCUUGAAGGAAAGUCUCUUGAAAUGAGCUGUAGCGGGAUUCCCUGGAUUUGUUCCUGGACAAGUGAGUUUUGUGGCAGUUGGCCAAGGCUUUGUCGGGGAGGGGGUUGAUGCUGUGAAGCCUUUAAAAUUGCUCCAGUGCAAAACAGUUGGCUGUGUCCCACACAGCAGGUCGGCAGAGCGGGAGGAGAAGCAGACUGGGAAGUGUUCCCUGCCUUGUGCAUUCAGAUACACUAUGCCAUGAAGCGGAAGAAACUAGCGAUUUGUUGCUGUGACGUUGCGUGGAAACCACGUUGUAAAGAAACCACAAACUGGAAUCCUUUUCCAGCCGGAGGCCUGUUUCCCAGUGUGCCCAUCUGGUCUGGGAUGCGUGAGCAUUGAAGGAGCGAGAGGACAGAGCAGACGUCUUACAGCCUGCUCCUUGGGACUGCAGCCCUCCUGCUGGGGCUUGCCACCUCAGCGGGAGCACGGCAUUACCUGGCCUUUGCAGGCACUCAGUCUGCUGUGUGCACUGAAGCCGUAAUGCCGGGAGUGUGGCAGUAUGGAGAUCAGUCUAGUUGGGUCUAUUUAAUAUGAAAUGGUGAUCACU
This is a messenger RNA of Grus americana (Whooping crane), 4609 nucleotides long. It is a transcript of the gene MFHAS1, whose product is annotated as multifunctional ROCO family signaling regulator 1. The coding region runs from base 331 to 3657 and encodes 1108 amino acids. The record is from RefSeq and is a predicted model, not a curated record. Gene Ontology annotation, molecular function: protein binding. Lineage: Eukaryota; Metazoa; Chordata; Aves; Gruiformes; Gruidae. The transcript is spliced from 4 exons.